AUGAAGCUUUUGGUUUCUGCCGAGGAAUCGGGCGCUUUGAAGGAGAUUGUUUGCGAAAGGGGAACAGACACCUCCAAACAACAGGCUGUGCAGCCAUCUUCCAUCAGAACCGUGUGUCAGGAGACCAGAGACACCCGGGUGCAGAUCUUCAUUCUGUACGAGAAGUAUCUGAUUGCGGCCAGAAAGGGCGGUUUGGUCACGAUCUACGACAUUGGGGAUAAAUAUACAGAGAUCAAGAGGCUUGAGGGUUUGUCAAACUCUCCAGAAGACGUUUUUGUGGCGCUUUUCCAGCUCCAUGGGAAAAUAUACGCUUGCACAGAGGAAGGUAAAGUUUCCAUUGUUGAGCCGGAGUCCUGGGCCGUGGAACAUGUCAGCAUCAAGGGUCCCAUCAGCAGUUUUGUCGGAGACCAGUUCAGACCCGACGUGUUUGCCUAUGGAGGCAAGGAGAACGAUCUGGUUGUGAUCGACCUGGCCACCAAGAAAGAGCUCUACAAGGUCAAGAACGUGCCGAAUAACAAGUUAGACCUGCGCGAGCCCGUGUGGAUUUCGAAGAUUGCAUUUGCGACCGAGAAAGACGACAAAAAAGACGUCUACAAACUAAUUACAGUGACCAGGUACGGCCAGGUCAGAUUUUACGAUUCCGCGCACGGACGGCGACCAGUGCUGAACUUCAAGCUGAGCGACAAGCCGCUGAUCACGCUGGCAAAGCUCGACGACCACUCGAUUGUUUGUUCCGACACGCACACCACAACGGCGAAAUUCGACUUCAAAACGGGCAAGAUGCUUGGCAAGUUCCAGGGCGCUGUUGGGUCGAUUCAGGCGAUCGACGUGCACUCUGGGCUGUUGGCCACCGGUGGACUAGACAGAUACGUUCGCUGUUUCGACCUGGAAUCAAGAGAGGUGGUGGCAAAGGUGUAUCUGGGGACGCAGAUUAGCGACGUGCGCGUGGUGGAAGCAGAGGAGCAAGAAGUGGCAGCAGAGUCUGCUGCCGAGCAGAAACAGCCAGCAGUUGAGGAAGAAGAAGACGCUGAGUCGAGCGACGACGACGACGACGACGAGAUGUGGCAGAAACUGGAAACCACGCUGGUGGAAAAGAGAAAAAGACGGAAACUUAAAUAA
This is a messenger RNA of Ogataea philodendri, 1119 nucleotides long. RefSeq lists its product as uncharacterized. Bases 1 to 1119 code for a protein of 372 amino acids. Gene Ontology annotation, biological process: ribosomal large subunit biogenesis. The transcript has a single exon. Gene Ontology annotation, molecular function: protein binding. Gene Ontology annotation, cellular component: preribosome, large subunit precursor; nucleolus. The record is from RefSeq and is a predicted model, not a curated record. NCBI's taxonomy places the organism in Eukaryota, Fungi, Ascomycota, Pichiomycetes, Pichiales, Pichiaceae.